This is a messenger RNA of Myxocyprinus asiaticus (Chinese sucker), 3651 nucleotides long. Its product is annotated as rab11 family-interacting protein 2-like. The transcript has 4 exons. Gene Ontology annotation, biological process: regulated exocytosis. Lineage: Eukaryota; Metazoa; Chordata; Actinopteri; Cypriniformes; Catostomidae. The coding region runs from base 245 to 2218 and encodes 657 amino acids. Gene Ontology annotation, cellular component: intracellular membrane-bounded organelle. The record is from RefSeq and is a predicted model, not a curated record. Gene Ontology annotation, molecular function: small GTPase binding.
CAGACAGUGACUAAGAGACAUUGUCUGAGCUCAAAAUUGUGAAGGAUUCUAUUUUUAAUACUGGAAGCUUUAGGAUUUUCCAAACUUCUGUUUUGUGGUGAUUGAACUAAUAUGAUUGGCCCUGAGUGUGCUGCCCGAAACAGAUAAUAACCAUUCCCAAUCUCCCUCAAACUUUGUUGAGUCCUACAGCACUGUCCACUCUUCCCCACUUUCCCCAUCCCUCUCUAGUGAUCCUUUUGAGUCUAUGGGUAUAUUCUCUGAUCUUCAUUCUUCUCUGGCACCUCCGAAACCUCCAAGGAGUUACAUUGAGUCCCCUAGAAACAGCAUGGAAAACCUUCCUGGAGUUGGGUCUGCUACCAAAUUUGAGAAGAAGCGAAGGGCUCCUCUACCCCCUGAUUAUCCUGGGGGCUCUUCUGGGACUGAGAGCCACCAUCCAGAAAUUGGGGAACAAGUGCAUAACCAGAACUCCAAAGAUAGUCAAAGGCCUUCUCUUCCUCUCCCAGACUAUGAAUCCCUCUACCACAAGAAGAGGCAUGGGGUGAUGAGUCAAACACAUUGGGAACAUGUUAUUGCAGAAGUAAACCAGAGAAACUGGGAUCUCUCUGAAGAAAUGAAUGUUGAUGGGCCUGAGCAGCCUAUGCCAAAUAAAUUAGCUAUUUUAAAGGAUAGAACCUCAGCCAGCCUUAACCAGCAUCAAAGGAAUCACGAGACACCUCCCCCUGCUACCUUGAGGCACAAAGAAGCACUCAUCCCACCCAAAGCAACUGCUCCAGCCACACCAAAGCUAUUGGUUGAAGGUAAUGUCCAGCAUAGUCACAUCAAAGAGCCUAUAUAUGCCACUGUCAAUAAGCCUGGCCACUUUGCUUCCAAAAACAUGGAAAACAUCCCAUCUCCAAUGGUUCAGGGUCAACAUGUACCUCAAGAAACUGAAAGGAAGUCUCAUACUCCUCAUGUUGUUACCCAUCAACCUUCCCAGUCAAAAGAGAGGCCAACACCAGCUGCCAGAGCUGUCCCUAAUGUAAAUUCAAAGGCUGAUAAGGAAUCAAAUGAUGAUGUGGCUAAAGAGAUGCCUUCGGUCAAACCCAGACAACGCACAUUAAACAAGGAUCCAGUUAAACAAGUCCAACCCGAAAAGCUGUUUAUAACUCAUCCUAUGACAUCGGAAAACAACCAAGGUGAUAAGCCUCAGAAUGGUGCCAUUAGUACAUCCACAAAUAAUGGUCCUGGCCAGUGGGAAAGUUUCUCUUUGGAGAAUGUAGAUGAAGCAGACCACUCCAAAACCAUUGUGACAAAAGAACGGCUUGUGGCAAAACUUGCCAAAGAACCUAAGAAGGGGGUGAUUAAACUCGAUCCAUUCCCAAAUGAUAACCUUAUAUCCAAUGACUCCUGGACUUUAACACAGCAGAACAUGAAAGAUGACCCGUUUACUGAGGGCCCAAAGAAAAUGGAAAAUCGUGAAGAUCAGAUGCUACUUAAUAUUGAUGACAAAGAUAACCUAUUUGCAAACAAAGGGACAAAUGAUCCCUUCACACAAAUUUCUGAGAACAGAAGGCCACCAAAAUUGGAACCCAAAAAAUCACCCAGCUUCACUGAUCAAGCCAGAGCCACAUUCCAAAGAAAUUUUUCACUUAGAAAGAAAAACUCUUCUCGCCAAAACACAAAUUCUGGGAAAGCUCUUACAGAGAAAGUUAGCCUGGGUAGAUCGGUUUCUCAGUAUUCACAAGAUGCUGAUGAUGUGGAGCUGACUGUAACUAGUGUUGCUCCACCGAGCAGAACUGAACCCACCCUGGUAACAUCUGAGCCCCCAAUGGGUGGCCCUUCUGGUGGCAAGACAGCUGUCCGUGCUUGGGUCUCACCAUCAGAGGCUCAGCCUGUUACACUUCAGGGUGGUAGUGGAAGUGCAGUUUUAAAUCCACGAAGGCCUCACCCAGUAAAACCCAUGAGCUCAGAGAGUCAGGCGCUCAGUUCUCUCGCUGUGGGGAAAGAUAUGAAGACCAUCACCAUCAAGGAAAUGGCUGAGAAGUCAAAGAAUGGAGAGAGCGGUCUGUACACCCAGCUCACACAGGAGGAACUGAUCACACUGGUGGUGAAGCAACAGGCUGAACUUUCUAAGAAAGAUGCCAGGAUCCAAGAGAUGGAGGAUUACAUUGAUAACCUGCUUGUUCGCGUCAUGGAAGAGAAACCCAGCAUCCUGCUUUCACUUCAGUCCAAGUGUUAGGGCUUGAUCCUAGCAUUUCAGUUGACUAUGGCCAGAUCAUAACACUGAGACACUGUAAUGCUGUGUAAUUUGUCUGAUCAAGCCAGAAGGAUUUUUAAUUUGAUUCCUAAUGUAACUCACAUCUUAUAAUCGUUUUUAUUUUUCCCCUUGAGUAUUUAACGCAUAGUAGAGUUGCUGGCAUCUUCACAUUCUAAUAUUGAACUAUCCUUUUAACAUUACUUUGGAAAGUGGAUUUGUAUAAUAUAUCAAGUCUACCAAGACAAUGUCAGAAUGCUACAGUUUCUUGUGUUCUCAAGGGUCUGUUGUAAUCGACUGGAUACAGGGGUAUUAUUUUGUUUUUUGCUGAUAGGAGCAGGGUAUGAGCUCCUCCAAAAGCUAUCCAACAACGAUGACAGCCUAUUUAUCGAUUAUCCACUUUAGUUUUUUUUGUGCACAGCGAUCUGUCCAUUUAGGCAAAGAUGCUUUCGGAGCAGAGUAUGAGCUCCUCCAAAAGCUGUCCAACAACGAAGACAGCCUAUUUAUCGAUUAUCCACUUUAGUUUUUUUUUGUGCACAGCGAUCUGUCCAUUUAGGCAAAGAUGCUUUCCUAAAUGCAUUAUUUAUAUUAGCAUCUCAAGCUUCUAUUUGAAGACUUCCCUUCUGCCUGAAGUGAUUUGUGUUUGGAUCAUGACUGCUGACUAGUGUCUAUAUCAGAACGCUUGCAUUAUUGAUGAUACGGCCUUAUCUCUGUUGGGGCUUAAGUUCAAAUCAAGGGACAAAUCCUCUUACUGUUGCUGGGAUAUGCUGUACGUUUAGACUAUAAGCACUUUUUACUCGAAUGGGGUGUUUUAUUUAUGAAGGAUUACUAUUUUAUACUGAAGACAUUAUCUGAAGUACACUGAUGUUCUGUAGAAAUACCUUAAUGAAGAAGUAUUUUUUGUUACCUACACUUCUGCUAUUGAAAAUUCCUAAACCCUACAUAAUUUUCAUUGCUCUGGUCAAUUUUGGGCAAUAUCGGGCAAUUGUGCUCAUUUUAAAGUGAAUUUAAUUUUUAGCUGAGUCAGCUGUUGAAUCAGUCAAAUUCAAAAUUAGUUUGUAUAUUACAGUGAUAUUAUUGACCAGGGAUUAAUGAGCAUUCAUUGUGAAGACAUUCUUAAGAAGUGUAUUGACAUUAACGUUUUGUGUACAUACUGUGACAUUCUGCAGUUCUUUAAUGGAUAAGCUAUAACCGCUUGCAGAAAUUCAGGUAAUACAGUACUUUCUACAAACCAGGAUUUUUACGAUGUAAGUAACAUGUAGCUAUUUACAGCACAGUCUUCUCAGUGAUGUAGAGAGCUUUUCUGUUGUGGAAACAAAGAUCCAUGGUUUAAGAAUAUACUGAAGUCUUCUUACCCUACCAACAAUAACCUUAACAUUAUGCACCAGUAGCUAUAUUCAUAAAUAUUAAUAUUUUAA